Messenger RNA from Drosophila mojavensis, 3084 nucleotides. Its product is annotated as 2-phosphoxylose phosphatase 1. NCBI's taxonomy places the organism in Eukaryota, Metazoa, Arthropoda, Insecta, Diptera, Drosophilidae. Gene Ontology annotation, molecular function: phosphatase activity. The record is from RefSeq and is a predicted model, not a curated record. The transcript is spliced from 4 exons. Gene Ontology annotation, biological process: dephosphorylation. The coding region runs from base 241 to 2019 and encodes 592 amino acids.
CUCUUCCUUUGGUUACGCUCCACGUAAUUGUUUGACAGUUGGCCGAAGCGAAACACCACGAGCAUUGUUUUUUUCUUAAAUUGUAAAAUAUAUUUAAUUGGAAAUUGCUUAUAGUAAAAAUUGUAAAGGACAUUAAGAAAGGAAAACCCUCCAGUGUGCCCAGCAAUAGAGCGAGACAGCCAGUGCAAGAGAGAGAGAAAGAGAGAGACUUAUGUAUGGUCGAUUUGAUUGCUCGGCAUCAUGAGGCUGCUGCUCAAGGAGCUGACGCGUUUAACCACGCAGCAUCGCACCUUCUAUUGCUACAUGUUGCUCAGCAUCUGGAUAUUUCUGCUAAUUGCAGGCAUGUAUCGCUAUAUGGGCAACGUGGAACGUCUUGGCAAUCCGGGCGGUGGCUAUGGCACGGGCACUGCCAGCUCGGGACUUGCUCCAGGAGCUGGUGGUAAGGACGCCGCAAGCAGUGCUCAGCGUUUUGCCAAAUAUCGUGAACGCUGCGCGCCGCUCAGUCAGCUAACGCGCCUGGACGAUGGCGGCAUACUGGAGGGUUGGAAGCUACAGGGAGUGCUCCUGGUCAUACGACAUGGCGACCGUGGUGCCAUGUCCCACGUGCAUGCCAACGGCAUCAAUUGUGGCGUGCCGGCCGAUGGAGACAGCCUGGUCAACAAAUAUCGCAGCUUUCUGCAAAACUCGAGCAGCUCUGCGUCCGGCUCGAAUCAUUUGUACUGGAGCAAAGUGGGUCCAUUCCAUGGCUUUCCCCUGCUGCCCGCCACGGAACGAGGCUGUCCGUUGGGUCAGCUGACAUACAAAGGCAUUGCCCAGUUGCUGCACGUAGGCGACAUCAUGCAUCAGAUCUACGCCCAUCCGCUGGGCCUGCUGCUCAAGCCGAAUGCCCUCAGAGUGGGCGUGGACACGACGCCCCACACGCUGCUCAACUCGGACGAGGUGGUGGUCUUCACGACGCGCUAUCGCCGCACCUUUCAGUCGGCGCUGGCCUUGCUCUUCGCCCUGCUGCCGGCGGACAAGUGGCUGGCGCUGAACGUGAGGGAGUCGCACAGCAUGGCCUUCUGCUUUGGGGACUGCUCGUGCGGCCAGUCGCUGGUGCUGCGCAAGCGGCUGAUGCAGCUGGCGGACAGGCAGCUGGUGAAGCGCUCCGAUGUGCUGGCCGUGAUGCAGUGGAUCGGCGGGACGCUGAUACAGCACACAGCUAACGAGGGGGGCGUGACGAAUCCCUUCGAGGUGGUGGAUGCCAUGCUGACUGUGCUCUGCCAUGACGCCGCCUUGCCGUGUCGCAGGCGCAAUGGCAGCCGGACUGCCAGCACCCUAGCCCACAAUCCCGAGCUGGUGGACGUCAUCAACAUCGACCAGGACGAGGCGAAUGUGGCGAAUCUUAUGCCAGGAGGAGCAGCGGCAGCAGCGGAGCUGGAGCAGCAGCAGCAGCUGGAGGAGGAGGACGAGGCAGCUGCCUCCAAUGGCGGCUGCGUGGAGCCCUCCCAAGUGGAUGCACUUAUGUCCUUCGCCGACGAGCUCUCUCUGCGCACUGCCCAGCACAUCUACUACAAGCGAGCGGGCCUGCUCCGGGCGUACGGCAUGAUCCGUCAUAUAGUUGGAUAUAUGCUAAAGAUGAUAUCGGGGGAUCGGACCAAGUUCGUACUCUACUCUGGCCACGACUGCACCAUGCAGUAUCUGACGGCUGCCCUGGGAAUAAUUAGCAAUCGUGACGGAAAGACGAUCUCGUACGCAUCACGCUUGGCCUUUGAGGUCUAUCGCUCCGAUGCCCAUACGGAUUAUUAUUUCCGUGUCGUCUACAAUGGGCGCGAUGUGACGCAGCAGAUCGAUUUCUGCGAAGGUGGCAAAAGUCUGCGCGUGACUCGGGACAGUCGCGGCAACAAGGCCGAUCUGUGUCCCAUCGAGAACAUCAUACGAUUCCUGCACGAGGACUAUUUCGGGCCAUUGAAUGCGACCAAUUUCAAGGAGGCCUGCGCAGCGCCUGUCGCACAGUCAGCCAAAGCGAACGAGUUCUAGUGGCACUGGGUUCCAUUCUCAGCUGUGAUAAGUAUUAUGUUAUAUAUAUAUAUGGUUAAGACGAAAUCCAACAAAUGACGAAACUUUGUGAACACUUACCAGAACGGUCCCCAUACAACAAAAGCAACGAAAUCUUCUAUGCUACAGAUUGCAAUACCAACUCGACUUCGUAUUCGUAUUGGCUCUCGGCGAUUAAUGGAGGCUGAGAGUCUUGUGUGCGAUUGAGGGAGAUAGCAGCUGUCACUUACACAAUUAUAUUUUUACUCUCAAUUGCUUACGCACAUGUUUGUAUGCAUGUGUGUGUCUUACGCCUAGUGCGCUCGAAGGAGAUGGCAGCUCCCUUUUGCUCAUGCCGUCUCACUACACAAUUGCGUUUACGCUCACUUUUAAGUGUUGAUCAAAGCCAAGUGCGCUCGAGGGAGACAGCAACUUUCUCUUACACAAAUCUGCUCUAACUUAUUUUCAAAUGCUUCAUGCAUGUGUAUGUGCCUAAGCCUAAUGCGAUGGAAGGAGAUAGCAACUCCCACUCACUUCGCAGCUCUGUUCUCGUUUAUUUGUAAUCGCUUUCUCAAAUGUAUUUAUGUAUGUGUGUAUGCAUGCAACUUUUGUUUACAUUUCUGAUCAGUGCUUGCUUACCUGUUGAGUGAAGAGUAUCACAAUGCAGCAGGAGAAGCACUCUCAAUUUUGUUGGCAGGAUAACUAUGCGUUGUUGUAUGGCAAGUGACCGAAUGAAACCAAACAUAUCAAUUGAAUCGCACACAUUUUACUUUAAGUUAGUAUAUACAUAUAUAUCUACAUAUAUAGCAGAAUUCUAGCAUAAUUGUAAUUCCUAGACCGAUACAUAUCAGCGAUUGCUUCCACAGGGGCAAUCCUUAACAUUUUCUAGGCUAAGUUCUAUGAGAUGGAAUAUAUCUCUAUGAGAAAUACAUAUGUGUAUUACAUAUGUUUAUUACAUAUCAGCAACAUAUCAUGUGCAACACUUUCCUACAGUUUUUAAAUACAAAUAUACAACAUUUUCCUCCCACAGUUAAGUAUUUAAAUAAAUGUUAAACAAAAAUAAUAACA